AUGGGCCAACACUCGAUCGGCCAUUUUCUUCUCCUUUUCGCUCUAUUUCCGUUCCUGACUUCUGCACUCGAUUGGAAUUCAGACAUUGUGACAACCGAUGAGCUGAAAAGACUUGGAGAACAGGAUGCUCUUCAUCAAUAUUACGGGAAAUUCGUCGAUGAUCGGGAAAUGUUUCCAAGCUUGGAUUCGAUGAAAGAAAGAGUCGGUAACUUUGAGGAAGUGAAUUCAACCCUUCUAAUCAAUCACAAUUACAACGAUAUGACGCUUUUCUUGAAGAAAAUCGCUCUCGAGUACCCACAAAUCACCCAUUUGUACUCGGCCGGGAAAAGUGUUGAGGAACGAGAUUUAUGGGUGAUGAUUAUUUCGGAUAACCCGCGAGAACACGAAUUGCUUGAGCCGGAAGUGAAAAUUGUGGCAAAUAUGCAUGGAAAUGAGGUGGUCGGACGAGAGGCCUGUCUUUACUUGAUCGAUGUUUUGACGAAAAACUACGGAAAGAAUGAUUGGAUCACGAGAUAUGUCAAUGACACAAGACUUCAUUUGAUGCCCUCGAUGAACCCGGAUGGAUAUGAAAGGGGAUUUCCCGGGGAUCGAAUGGGAUAUACUGGACGUGAAAACGCUCGCGGUAUCGAUCUGAAUCGAAAUUUCCCCGCCCAAUACCCGGAACACAUCGAACAGUCUGGCGGGAAAUCUCCCGAACCUGAGACGGAAGUGAUGAUGAAAUGGCUGUUGGAAUAUCCGUUCAUUUUAUCGAUGAAUCUUCAUGGAGGAUCGCUGGUGGCAAAUUAUCCGUGGGAUGAUUCGGUCACAGGAAGAGAUGGGGAAUAUACUCCGACUAAGGAUGAUGUCCUCUUUGUUGGAUUAGCCUAUCGUUACGCGAGAGCUCAUCGGAAUAUGUGGAAAACGGGAAGAAGAUGUGGAUUACAAGUUGAUGGGGAUACAUUCUUGAAUGGAGUCACAAAUGGAGCUGGAUGGCUUCCUAGGGAUGUUUUCUUUAACGGAAUAACGAACGGAGUGAAAUGGUAUCAUUUGGCUGGUGGAAUGCAAGAUUGGCAGUACAUUCAUUCAAAUGUUUUGGAGAUCACUAUUGAAAUGGGAUGCUUCAAAUUUCCCACAAAUGACAUGUUACCACAGUUAUGGUCAGAUCACGAAUUUUCGAUACUCUCAUUCCUCGAAAUGACCCAUAUUGGUGUGAAAGGAAUUGUUCAGGAUGAAAACGGAAAACCUGUUGCGAAUGCGACAGUCGGUGUCGAGAAUGGAAAAGCGAUAGUGACGACAAAAGAUGGGGAAUAUUGGAGAGUGUUGGCACCAGGAGAUCAUGAACUCACUUUCUCCGCGUACGGCCUGGAAACGGAACAAGUGAGACUUGUGAUCAAUGGAACACUUAUUAUAAAGAAUAUCACUUUGCCAACAUGUGGAACGAAUGAAGACUCGAAAAAAGUGAUCCGCCGCGGUAGAGGAGAUGUUCGGAUUGCUGUUGUUGGAGUGAAUCCAUAUGCUACAAAAAUCUUGAGACAAAUGGCGAUGGAUUCGUGUACAGAUGAAACGUAUGUAAACGAACGACUUUCAUUGAUUAUUGUACCCGAUGGAAUGGCGCUGAAAGCUGAGAAAUCAAGGCUAGUCCACGACGAGUUCCCAGCUGCAGUACUUGCUGUUGCUGAUGGAAAUCUCGAAAGUGUCGUUUUCAGUGCAGGGGACAAUGUCCCAAAAAUCUUCCACAAAGAAGCACUUGAGCGCUCAUUGAACAGCCAACUUGGUGGAAAUAAAUGUGAUGAUUCCGAUCAUCCACUUCACGCAAGCGAGGUGGCUCAAUUACUCGAUGAUCUCGCUGUUCCCGGAGCUUUUCAGGUUGGAGUCGGACUUGGCUGUGAUCGAAAUUCUCUCUCAAAACAAGGUGCUGCUGUGGCCGGGAUACUCAAAAUGUUGGAGAAAAUCCUUACAAGAGACGCUGUUGAUGAAUUCAGCGUGAAACCGUCAGCCAAUCCAAGUGAUCAUUUCGCUCCAUCUGAUGUGUUGCAAGCCACCUCAGCAGCAAUGCCAGUAUUGGAAGAAGAAAAAGGUUGUGCAAGAAAAGUUUUCCAUCCCGAACUUCGAAUGACACAAAUGGGAACUGGACUUCCACCGUAUACUCUUGUCAUGUCUUUGGAAAAGAAAACAGAGACUCUCCUCUACGAGAUGGCCUCAUCAUUUUGUGAUUCGAGUUCUGAGAAAAUCCGAAAUAUUCUUGCACGAUCCACUCUCGUUUUCCUACCCUCAAUCCCACACACUCAGCUGAAUUGUCAUGAUUACGGAACGCUUGUUCCAUUUGAGAAGCUCUUCUCGAAUCUCGUUCAUUUUGUCCCGCAAGUCGAUUUCGUGAUGAUGUUUGGAAGUGGAGGAUUGAAGGUUCGAUACAUCAAUGAAACUUCGGGAAUUUCGUAUCGUUUGGCGGAAAAGUAUCGAUCAAUCCAUUCAAAUAUGAAUGGGAUAACCGAUAUUUGCACAGGAAUUCCUGGUGAACGAGAAACAAUCAAAAAGUUUGCAUGGGAUGAUCUCCCAUGGGAAAAGAUUGAUGCAAUGCUUGUACAAACUGGAUGUUGCUAUGAGAAUGGAGGUGAUGGAAAGCUGUGGCCGGAAAAUGAGGAAGCGAUUGUUGAAAGUCUUCUCUUAAGAACAAAGGGACUUCUCAUUCAUACAGAUGCCGCAUCAAGGGAUAUUGUGUCAACUGUUGAUUCGAGUGGAAUUGAAAGAAAAAUGGCUAAUGGUUCAAUCUUUCUUCCAUUAGAAGACGGACAUCAUGUGUUCAGAGUGAGGAAAAAUGGAGAAUUCUGGGCUGAUGUUUCUGUUGAGAUUUCUUCUCGUAUACCAUUCCAUAUUCGUGAGAUCGGUUCUCGUGGUUCGAUGAAUGUGAUUCUCAUCUCGAUGUUCUCACUGGCAUUCUUACUCGUCUGUUGUUUCAUCGUCCGGGGUCGUUUUGUCGGAUUCUUCAACCGGAAGGGACUCUUUCCGGGAGGUGGAAGGGGUCGAGAUGGCUUCGAAAGGAUUCCCCUUUACAUGAAUGAUGAAGAUGAUGAGGAUACAAUUGUUGACAUGAAUAAGUUA
Molecule: messenger RNA, 3078 nt
Organism: Mesorhabditis belari
Lineage: Eukaryota; Metazoa; Nematoda; Chromadorea; Rhabditida; Rhabditidae
Source: the annotation of a GenBank genome assembly